Messenger RNA from Suillus bovinus, 1899 nucleotides. RefSeq lists its product as uncharacterized. The coding region runs from base 1 to 1899 and encodes 632 amino acids. NCBI's taxonomy places the organism in Eukaryota, Fungi, Basidiomycota, Agaricomycetes, Boletales, Suillaceae. The record is from RefSeq and is a predicted model, not a curated record. The transcript has a single exon.
AUGGCCCCAAGCGGCGCCCCCAGCCUGACUCCAAUGGCUCCCACAGGCAUCACAACCAGAACAAGCUGGAAAACAACAGCCAGUAAACCAUUGCUGUCGUUCAGUAAGAGCCUAGAAGACCACGCUAUAGGCACCGGGACUCAAACUGACAUCAGCAGCACUGCAACAGCAAGAAAACUCCUCACCACCCACGGCCUCACCAUCCCAGUAGCAGGAAAUGCACUCAAAGAGAUCACAGCAGCCCUAUUUGAACUGAGCUUGACCCCUAACACAGGAGCCACCCUCACAGAAAUACUAUGGUCCUUUGCAUUCAUCCUCCACGAGGCCAGCCAAACCUGUGACAUAAACAACAUACUAACCAAAGUCGACUCACUAAUCAAAAACCCAAUUGAAAAACUAGAAAACAAUGUCAAGGCACUAACACAACUUGUAGAAAUGCAGAAGACAACCAUGGAAGAAACGGUAAAAGAGGUACACAAUCAAAUGAAUAUGUCCCCAGAAGGAAUAGAGAAAGCACUAGAAUCAGCGAUCCAAAAGACUAACCAACAAUCAAGGCUGCAAACAGAGCUCAGAGGGUCUGGAGGACCUAGAACUUAUGCAGAUGCGAUCAAAGCAGGAACUCCUGCUCAACUGACCAAAAUUCUCACCCACAAUGAAGCUCAAACACAUCAAAUACUCAUUGACAGAAGAUCCCUCCUGUCCCCCAAUUUUCUCAGAGACCUAACAGAGUCCCAGCUGGUCACAAAGGCGUCCAUGGCCCUAGAACUAAUGACUCAACAGAACAUCGAAUACCCACAAGACCUCUCCUUUGUUUCAGCGAGAAGGCUUCCGCAUGGAGGAAUUCUCUAUGAACUCAACACCAAGGAGUCAGCUGAAUGGUUUAACACCCCUGCCAACAAGAGUAACUUUCUAGAAUUCUAUGGUACUAAUGUAGCAAUCAAAGACAGAUCCUUCCACAUUCUAAUGGAAAACGUACCAAUCUCAUUUGUCCCCAACAACCCAGCAGCUUUAGCGGACAUAGAGAAAAAGGCCGGCCUCCCACAGCGCACCAUAACCAAAGCCAGGUACAUCAAACCAAUAGAACGCCACAGCCCCAACCAACAAACAGCCCACAUCGCCAUCACUUUCACCACAAAGGUAGGAGCAAACCAAGCAAUCAGAUUCGGCCUGUCGGUCGAUGGAAAGAAAGUUUAUGAAUGUAAACUACUCCCAGAACCGACCAGAUGUCUACGAUGCCACUCUUUUGACGGCAACCACCUAGCAACAGACUGCCAACAAGAAAAAGACACCUGCGGAACAUGUGGAGAGGACCACCGCACCAACACCUGUUCAGUCACAGAUCCAACGUUGUACUAUUGCAUCAAUUGCAAAGAACACGAACAUGCUGCAUGGAGCAGGGACUGCCCAACCUUUGUCAAGAAAUGGGAGGCUCACAAGGACAGAAAUACGGAGAAUAAGUAUAUCUACUUCCCUACCAAAGACCCACUAACCUGGGAAACACUCCCCGAAGCCUACUCAAACUGGGAAGACGCUCCUCCCCCAAACCUUACUAACGAAACUCCUCCCACACAGCAGAACACUGGAUAUCCCUCACCUCAAAAAAACCAACAAGAAAGAUGCACAGUAGACACCGACCACCGCAACAGCUCUCCUUCACACCUCAGAAACCACAACAACAUACCCCUGGGACCCAAGACUCAAACGCAAACUCGACUCACUGACAACUGGCCAAACCCCACCCAGAAAACGCAGCAACAACAACCUCACGACACCCGCAACACCUUCUCAUCCCCAACCCCAUCUGACAAGGACUCCUCAAGAUACUGGUCACCAACGCCGCCACCAAUCGAAGACAUACUAAUCCCAGACAGAUCAGCACUCACCACAGGAUGGAACUAA